AUGGAAAAUGUUGCUUUGGCAAUGAUGUUAUGCUGUCAGAAACUGAUCCCUGAGUCACAUUGGCAGCCAUACAUUAAAGUGCUUCCUGAAUGCUUCGAUACUCCUCUCUUCUUCACUGUUGAGCAAUUACAGUGUUUGCGUCCAUCACCAUUAUUCGAGGAAUCGUUAUUACUGUAUAGAAAUGUUUCAAGACAAUUUAUUCAUUUCUUAUUGGAAAUUAUACGCAGUGAUGAAUUUCGUCAUAGAAAGAAAAAAUCAAAAGACAAGAUAUCAGAGCUGGAACCAAUAUAUGUUAAUUCUCCUCUUACUGCAGCAAAUUUCACGUUCAACCUAUAUCGAUGGUCCGUAGCUUGCAUCUCAACGCGUAUUAAUAUGAUACCGAGUGAAGUAUGGAAAGAUGACAUAGGUCAACCACGAAUGAUACCUGGAUUGAUACCAUUUCUGGAUAUGGCAAAUCACAGUUACACUGAGAGCGCUUUCCAUGAAGCAGUACAUUUUUCGGAUGAAUUUGACUGUGCAGAAGUCAUUGCUGUUCGAGAUUAUAAACCUUUAGAACCCGUGAAUAUUUUCUACGGCUGGCGAAGUAAUCGUGAUUUUCUGUUGCAUAAUGGUUUUAUACCUCUCGAGAAAAACAUUCGAGACAUUUAUAAGCUGAAAAUUGGACUUCCAAAAUCGAAACGUGAAGAUGCACGGAUGCGUCUGUUCCAUGCUCUUGGCUUUGUUGCUGAAUCGACAAUUUUUGCUUUCGAAAUAAGCGUGUGUGAGCCAUAUUUCCACGAUUCAUUGUUCCGUUUUGCUCAAAUUUAUAUUUUGGAUGAAGUCCCUUCAGCAGCUGAACAAGUUGAGGAAGCAGCAAGCUCUUCAGAUAACAUCAAGGGAGCUUGGAAUUUUCUUCAUGAUCGACUUCCAAAAUCGAAACGUGAAGAUGCACGGAUGCGUCUGUUCCAUGCUCUUGGCUUUGUUGCUGAAUCGACAAUUUUUGCUUUCGAAAUAAGCGUGUGUGAGCCAUAUUUCCACGAUUCAUUGUUCCGUUUUGCUCAAAUUUAUAUUUUGGAUGAAGUCCCUUCAGCAGCUGAACAAGUUGAGGAAGCAGCAAGCUCUUCAGAUAACAUCAAGGGAGCUUGGAAUUUUCUUCAUGAUCGUUUCGCUCUUCUUCUUAGAGCAUAUGGCAGAGUAAUCGACCCAGUUAGAGUAACAUAUCCAAAACCGUCCGGAUUCAGCAUUUCAUCUGAUACAAUCCGCAAAUCUAUGAUUGAAAGGUUGAAAUUAUCAGAAAUAGAAAUUUUGCAAAAAGCGAAAGAUUUUUGUAGCAAACAGCUGCUAGAAGCGGCGUAAUCAGUAGAAAAAGUUUCUUCUUAGUUGAGUAAAAUUCUGC
Molecule: messenger RNA, 1375 nt
Organism: Loa loa (African eye worm)
Lineage: Eukaryota; Metazoa; Nematoda; Chromadorea; Rhabditida; Onchocercidae
Product: SET domain-containing protein 3
Exons: 6
Coding region: 1-1335 (444 amino acids)
Biological process (GO): positive regulation of transcription by RNA polymerase II; peptidyl-lysine dimethylation; peptidyl-lysine monomethylation
Molecular function (GO): histone H3K36 methyltransferase activity; protein-L-histidine N-tele-methyltransferase activity; transcription coactivator activity
Source: RefSeq, a predicted model, not a curated record